This is a messenger RNA of Eptesicus fuscus (big brown bat), 1582 nucleotides long. It is a transcript of the gene RAB26, whose product is annotated as RAB26, member RAS oncogene family. The record is from RefSeq and is a predicted model, not a curated record. The transcript is spliced from 9 exons. Gene Ontology annotation, molecular function: GTPase activity; GTP binding. Gene Ontology annotation, cellular component: endosome; Golgi apparatus. Bases 1 to 771 code for a protein of 256 amino acids. Lineage: Eukaryota; Metazoa; Chordata; Mammalia; Chiroptera; Vespertilionidae.
AUGUCCAGGAAGAAGACUCCCAAGAGCAAGGGGGCCAGCGCGCCCACUGCCUCAGUGCUACCCGCUGCCAACGGGCCCCGGGCGGCGCGCCCCGGGACUGUGCGCCUCGGCCCCCAGGUGCCGCCCAACGGGCCCCCGCAGCCCGGCCGGCCCUCACUGGGCAGUGGUGGCGAUUUCUACGAUGUCGCCUUCAAGGUCAUGCUGGUGGGGGACUCCGGCGUGGGGAAGACGUGCCUGCUUGUGCGAUUCAAGGAUGGGGCUUUCCUAGCAGGGACCUUCAUCUCCACUGUGGGCAUCGACUUUCGGAACAAAGUUCUGGACGUGGAUGGCAUGAAGGUGAAGCUGCAGAUCUGGGACACAGCUGGCCAGGAGCGGUUCCGCAGUGUCACCCAUGCCUACUAUCGUGAUGCACAUGCACUGCUACUGCUCUAUGAUGUCACCAACAAGGCUUCCUUUGACAACAUCCAGGCCUGGCUGACCGAGAUCCAAGAAUAUGCCCAGCACGACGUGGUGCUCAUGCUGCUAGGGAACAAGGUGGAUUCUGCCCAGGAGCGUGUGGUGAAGAGGGAGGAUGGGGAGAAGCUGGCCAAGGAGUAUGGGCUGCCUUUCAUGGAGACCAGUGCCAAGAUGGGCCUCAACGUGGAUUUGGCCUUCACAGCGAUAGCAAAGGAGCUGAAGCAGCGCUCCAUGAAGAGCACCAGCGAGCUCCACUUCCAGCUGCACGACUAUGUCAAGAGGGAGGGCCGCAGGGCCUCCUGCUGCAGACCCUGAGCCAGGGAAAGCUGGCCGGCAGGGCCCUCUACUUGUCACCCAGCCGUCAAUCCCAGGGUUUCCAGGACUCUCAGGCCGAGCCUAGCCCGGUGUUCGGCAAACUGCGGCUCCGUUGACUAAUGCGUUUGCCGACCACUGGCCUAGCCCUUCCCUUGUCUGUGUUGCAAUCUAUAUAACCUCAGUCCUAACAAAUGGGCUCCAGAGAGCUAGCGGGUCUGCAGCCCUCUUUCACUUGCUGCUGCCUGAGAGCCUUACCCCCAAGGCCUUCACGGAAAAGCUACUGUGGGAAGGGAUGCACUGUGCAGGGCACUUGGGGCUCCUGCUGCCCCCUCCUGGACAUACUCAGUUUUUACUAGUAGGCGGCAGUUUCUAACCCCUUAAAAAGCCAUGUCUUCAGCGGCACAUGCUUGCUGCCCAGGCAGAGAAUGGCAGGACUCCUGACCAUGCCCCAAGCAGAGGACUUCACUGAGACUCACAUGCGUUUGUGCCAAGGACCAGGGGCACGUGCUCCCAGCCCACCCACUAGGAGGCUCUGGUUCAAUCAACAGGAUCUUUUCUCAUGUUCCCUUGGAGGAUGCCAAGGCUAUGGCUUUGUAACACAAGGAAUAGCAUGUGGUAAAUCACAAAAAUGUCAGGUAAACUAGGACCACCAGCCCUCGCCUGCUGACGAAGGUACCGUCUUCACACAGCUGAGGACUGUGCUUGGCGAGGUCAAGCUGAGAGGGCUGAUAGUGCACUACACCUUACACUAAAAUCUUCAAGCCUUGUUGAUAGAGCGCCUUUGUUUUCAGUCCUAGCGAAUAAAGUUGUG